Molecule: messenger RNA, 1860 nt
Organism: Lasiosphaeria miniovina
Lineage: Eukaryota; Fungi; Ascomycota; Sordariomycetes; Sordariales; Lasiosphaeriaceae
Product: concanavalin A-like lectin/glucanase domain-containing protein
Exons: 2
Coding region: 1-1860 (619 amino acids)
Biological process (GO): fungal-type cell wall organization; carbohydrate metabolic process
Cellular component (GO): fungal-type cell wall
Molecular function (GO): hydrolase activity, hydrolyzing O-glycosyl compounds; glycosyltransferase activity
Source: RefSeq, a predicted model, not a curated record
AUGUUGCCUCCACGGUCUUUCCUCUCGUCGGCGAUUGCGCUGCUGGCCUCGUCAAGCCUGGUCCAAAAUGUCGCCGCCCAAGUUACGACCGACUGCUUCCCCAUGAAGAAGGAGUGCCCGGCCGACCCAGCCUUGGGCAUGGACUUCAACUUCAACUUCAACCAGACGCCCAAGGCCGGCACCUGGGACACCACAGUCGGCCCCGUGAAGUACGAUGCCAAGACGGGCGCCGCCUUCACCAUCAACAAGCAGGGCGACUCGCCGACCAUUCGUUCCUCGUUUUACUUCUUCUUUGGCCGCACUGAGAUCUGGAUGAAGGCAGCCAGUGGUACCGGUGUCAUCAGCUCCGUUAUGCUUCUGAGCGACAACCUCGACGAAAUCGACUGGGAGUUUUUUGGCGGGAAUAAUGGUCAGGUCCAAAGCAACUAUUUCGGCAAGAACAACUCCGACUUCCACAACGCUGGUCUCCAUAGUGUCAUCGGUGGAGUGCAGAACGACUAUCACAACUACACCCAAGUGUGGACCAAGGAUGCGCUGGACUUUUACAUUGACGGCGCCAAAGUUCGCACACUGCUCCCCAAGGAUGCGAACAACACAUAUUACUAUCCCCAAACCCCAAUGCGCAUGUCCAUUGGCAUCUGGGCCGGCGGAGACCCAACCCUCCCGAAGGGGACGCGCGAGUGGGCUGGUGGUGAUACCGACUACUCGAAAGGCCCUUUCACCAUGUUUGUCAAGAGCGCCCACAUCACAGACUACAGCAGCGGCAAAGAGUACACGUAUGGCGACAAGACAGGCUCGUGGCAAAGCAUCAGAAUUGCCCAGGGCAACUCAACCGCCAAAGAAAAGAUCACGGCGCCUCCGGAGCAACCGGCCCCGAGUGUCUCCGAAAAGUUCAACGCACUGUCACCCACAGCCAAGAUUGCUAUCUAUGCGAGCGCAGCCGGUCUCGGCACCGCCUUGUUUGCAUUUGCUUUGUUCUAUUGCAUUCGUCAACGCCGCCGUGGCGCUCGUGAAGAACGCAUUGCGGCAGCCAAGGCCGAGGAGGAACGUCUUGAGCUUGAACGGUUCAAGAAGGCGGGUGUUGAUCCCGACAGCUUUGUCGACUCGGCAACUGAGUACAACGCCAAAGACAUGCGUCGCGAUGGACUCUCGGACAAUAACAGCUAUAGCGUACCGGUCACGCCUGGCGCCGCAACGCCCGUCAACGAGAAGUGGGAAAAGGCCGCGGCUAUCGGGGCCGGUGCUGGAGCUGGAGCCGCCGCUGCUGCUGGCGCGAUGCGCAGUCCCAUGCCUUUGCUCCAGAACGGCGCACGGUCGCCGGGCAUGGCAAGCCCCUCGUCUGACCGAAGCCCUUUUAAUGCUCCGUACUCCGACCGUGCCGCAAACAACCAGUCGCCCGCGUCCAACUUCAACCCCCACGAGGGCUCUCGGUCGCCUGCGCCAUUGGGCAACAUUCGCCCCCCGGGGCCUGGCAUGACCGGCCCUGCGCCAUCAUUCCCGCAGCCCAGUGUGGCGAGCCCUUCGCAGCCAUUCCCGCCACCCGUAAAUCGCAGUUUCUCGAGCCCGAACGCCCAGAUGCGAGGUGGCUACCCGGGCCCCCAGCAGCCUGGCUUGCCAAGGAUGACCAGCCCGGCACCAAUGGCACAGCCACAGCCCCAGAGGAGUUAUACAGCAGGCGGUUACGGCGCACCUAGCGCGCGCUCGCCGCCAGCUGGUGCCUACGGGAAUGGUGGUAACGGCGGCAACGCGGGCUACUGGGGCAACGGUGGCAAUGCAGGCAACGGAAGCAACGCAAACUAUGGCGGCAACGGAGGCAACGCAGGUUAUAGUGGCAAUGGAGGCUAUGGCGGCUACCGGUGA